AUGGGGACAUAUGAUGCAGGUCGGAUCUGGCAUGGGAUUCUCGAAGGUAUCGGCGUGUUGGCAGUCAUCACCAACGCCUUCGUCAUUGCUAUCACCUCAGACUACAUCCCCCGCUUUGUCUACGCAUUCAAAUAUGGACCGUGUGUGGACAAGGGACACCACCAUGAGGAUGAGUGUUUGCGAGGCUACAUGAACAGCAGCCUGUCUGUGUUUGACAUGGGCGAGAUGAAGAACAGCAGCCAGUCCAGAUACUGCAGGUACAGAGACUACAGAGCACCGCCCUGGAGCUCAGUGCCGUACGAAUUCACCCUGCAGUUCUGGCACGUCUUGGCUGCCAGGCUGGCCUUCAUCAUCGUCUUUGAGCACCUGGUGUUUGGGAUCAAGUCCUUCAUAGCGUACCUCAUUCCGGACAUGCCAAAGGAUCUCUGUGAUCGUAUGAGGAGGGAGAAGUACCUGAUGCAGGAGAUGAUGUACGAAGCAGAACUAGAGCACCUGCAGAAGGAGAGAAAGAAGAAAGGACGGCGUUAUCACCAUGAGUGGCCUUAGCUUUACCCACCACUUCUCCACUACACACCGCACAGCCCUCAACUCACAGGCAUGUCCUCCCCAGCCUGCUUAUUUAUGUGUUUUAGCUUUGAGAGUCUAGCUCCACUCGGCUGAUUCUAUACACCAAAGACACCCCCGUUUAGUAACCAGAUCCUUCCCCAAAACUGUCUGGCUUCAGGCUCUGACCCUCGCCAUCUGUUCCACAUCCAGUGUUGGGCUGCUCUUCUGGCCCCACCCCGCUCCUCCUCGAGCCCUCACCUGGCUUCAUCCAGCAGGUUGCCCUUGGAUCUGUGCUGUGUCAUAGCUUCACUGGAAAACCCUGUGCAAUUGUAAUGUUUACUAUGCAGAUCAAGGGCUGCAGAUCACCACUGUUCACCCAUCCUACAUUCUCUCUCUCUGUGUGUGGCAGCUAGCUCUCCGCAUGGCUGCGUUUUUCUCCCGUGAGCAUUAGCAGAGCCGUUCUGCUGCUAAUGUGAUAGAGCUACUAUGGCACUUAGCAUUUCUUGUUGCAAAAGUGAUUCUGGUGAUGUGGCUACCAAAUACAAUGGACACUGUUGUUGCAAAGCGACUGUAUAUUGUCCCUGAAGCAUGCUGAUCAAUAUUUGCAGCUAUAUGGUGAACUGCGAAGAGAAUAAAAUUAAGACAACUGCACACAUCCUGUAGGAUGUUAACAUCUAUUCUGUACAUUCUCUAUGAAAUCAUAUCAAGUGCAUGGUGAUAUUGUUUUGUAUCUUUUGAUAGACAAAGUCGCUGUGUUGAUGCCUGGUUCACAUGUGUCUGUACUCAGUGCAAGCUAAAUGUCAAUCUCCGUCUGUGCUACUGCUGAGCUUGACUUUCUUGAGUGGAGGAAAUGUGAACUUAGUGCAAUUAGAUUGUGCCUACUGCUCACCACAAUUGUGUCACGAACAUCACAUGUGCCUGUUUGUGCUGCACAUGCUUUUUCAAGUGCAAGAAAUGUUCUCUUUCCUCAUUCUGUUGUCUGAUCUUCUGUUAACUCUCUGAACUCUCCUGUUUGGAUUUGCUUUGGAUGUGAGUCCCACCACAGUACCUACUCGGGUCUCAGCUAAUGGCUCUGAAACAUGUCGACGGUGUACGUUGUAAUGUGACUCCCACCAUUAACAAUGUAUACAUGCACGCAGGUACUGCAAAUCUGCUCUUCCGUUCUGUGCUCGCAGCCUGUUUUUCAUUUGUUGUUGGAAGCCCUGAAGCGUGGUUGAAACUUGGAUCACUUAGACAUACCUGUGGCUUGGGUGUUCAAGUUUACAAAGAACAUCCAACCACUGUUCGUCACUCACAGCACACCAACAUAUUUCAGUUUGGGUCCUUUGCUAACUAAGCACACAGUCAGAUGCAGUGUCGGCUGCUUUCGGACCUUUUAUUGAUGUGAAACCUAGAAAUUCGGUUUUGUUAAACGCAGAGUCAUGACAUUGCCUUUACUUGUGGUCAGUUCUGAUGUCAUGGAUUACAGAACUCAGGAAAACAGGCAGCAUGUGCGAAGUAUCCAUCUGUGAAUCUGAGUCAGAAUCAUAAUCAUUUCCUGUUUCAUUCACGAUGAGAUGGAGAGUCGUGUAGUGCGUGGAGUAAACAGUAUUAAUGAGGAGUGUUUUCAUUUUGUAGGUGAUGAGAACUUCAACAUCAGCCCAAGACCUUCCAUACAGGUCAUGUUGAUCAUAUGAUGUUUGAUACGAUUUAGAGUUAACGACAUUAUGCACAGUAAACGUGAAAGUUACAUGAACCUAACACCUGAAGGUAAAGAAUAUCACUACCCUGAAUGCAUUGCACAACACUGAAAAAACUAUUCAUUAUUUAAAAAUAAGUGUACAUUAUUUAAAUUAGUUUAGUUAUGUUGCAUUGUAUAUACAUUUUAUUAUAUGUGGAAUGUUUUUAUACUUUUUAUUUUGUGCUAUCAGUAUGAGUUUACCUGUUUUCAUCCUCAGAUAAACAAAGUAAUGUCCACAUUUCUCAGGUGUCUUAUGAAUGUUUGCAGAUGAUAAACUUUUUAUCAUAUUUUCUAAAAUCCUGCUUUUUUAAAUUAUAUUUUUGCACUGGUAGUGCAUUCGCAUGACUAUUAUGCACACUCACAGUUAAAGCAUGUUUUUUAAUUUUAAAAUUUUAAAAUAUUGAAAAUCAUGGAAUACCAUCAUGGGGACAUAUGAUGCAGGUCGUAAGAUGUAAUGAUGCUUUCAGUUCAUAACGUUCAAUCCAGUGAUUCAAACAAGUGUUUUUAAAACAUAUUCCAAUACUAAAGAAAUUACUCCGGGUUUUCAGAAUAUCUUCCCUGCUAUGUGAACACUGAAAAUCUAUGCAUGUUGUUAUCCUUGAGUGCUAUGUUGAUUUUGAACAAAUGCAGAUGUAAAUGUACUGGUACAUUGGUACUGUAAAGUAUGCAUGACCUAACAUCUGCCUUGAGCAGAGCUAACUUCUGUACAGUUGUUAACAGCGUCUUAAACAUAUCACCUCCGCUUUUCAGUGUUGAACAUGACAAGACAUUGUGUUUCUUGAUUUGACAGAAUUUUAUACUGUAAGAUAAUUUUCUAAAUAACAUCUUAGACUCUAGACUAAUUUCUAUAAUCUGGCCUGGACUGAAUUUAAGAGUCUGAUCAAACGAAACAUGUCAAUCCUCAAAUUUGCUCUGUUUGAACAGUCAACUGGGAAUUAGUAUAAUGUUUACCUCCUGACAGCUGAAGUGUUUAACUUUAUGGGAUUGGUUGGGAGAGUUAUGAAUGAAUAACUACAUAACCUUGAAUGUUUGACUUGCCCAGCUACUACUAAUUUCCAGAUGGAUCUUUGUCCUGUUAUCUUCUCUUCUCUGGCAGCAUCGGUGUCCCUUCUCACUAAUACAAAUACUGCGCGGUGGUGGAAAGGUGUCUCAUGCCUUUCACUGUUGGCAAUAGCACAAUAUGGGUAUUGCAUAAUAAGUUAUUAUGGCAUGACCUUGCACAUCUCUGAAAACAUUGCAGUCUAGAGGGGGAUUAUGCUUUCUGUUCUAUGCUAUGCCUCCUAAUAGGAUUGUGCUUGAGCAAGUGAUGUGUGACUUGACGUGGAAGCACGGUGAUGUUAGACCAUAGAUUUAACUGCAUAAUAGGAUGGUAUCAGUUGUGACAUGAAGUAUAUCAAUGACAUUGUUGACUUCGUUCCUGUUUACAUGUAAAAACAUAUUGAAAUGUAUAAAAAUAAUGUAACAUAAAAUAAUUUGGAUAUCACUUUUUUCUGUAAUAAAUCAUGGAUUGUAUCUUUUAAAUCAAA
This is a messenger RNA of Micropterus dolomieu (smallmouth bass), 3792 nucleotides long. Its product is annotated as anoctamin-3-like. The record is from RefSeq and is a predicted model, not a curated record. Gene Ontology annotation, cellular component: plasma membrane. The transcript has 4 exons. Gene Ontology annotation, molecular function: chloride channel activity. Lineage: Eukaryota; Metazoa; Chordata; Actinopteri; Centrarchiformes; Centrarchidae. Bases 1 to 546 code for a protein of 181 amino acids. Gene Ontology annotation, biological process: chloride transmembrane transport.